AUGCGUUUCUCUCUUGCCAUCACCAGCCUCCUGGCCAGCACGGCCACCGCUGGCGUUGGCGUUGCCGACGUGACUGCUGACGCCAACGUCAAUGUCGAUGGCCUCGUCGAUGGCGACGUCGAUGUCAAUGCCAAGGUCCUCCCGGUCCACCAUGGCAGCUUCACCGAUGCCGAUGGUGACGACGCCGACAUCUAUGACGCCGACUUCCUCGACCGCCGCCAGGAGCUUGCCGACGUCGACGUCGAUGCCGACGUCGACGUCCUUGUCUCCCGCCACGCCGAUGGCAAGGUCGAUGCCGCGCGCCGCGCCGCCAAGAGCUUCAAGUGCCCCUCGGGCCUGAGCUACUGCCCCUGGACCAAGUCGUGUGCCUGCGCCCCGGGCCAGAAGCUCGACCACAAGUCCAAGAAGUGCGGCGGCAAGCGCCUGACGGGCGCCUGGCCCGAGCCCAAGACCGACGUCUAUGGCUCCAAGGGCGUCAAGCUCGACACCUACUGCGCCAUCUCCCCUUACCGCAUCGUCAAGUACAGCCGCAAGCACGAGUACUGCCAGGCCAGCCUCAACACCAUUGCCUUUGUCGCCGCCGCCGACAUUGCCCUGGAGAUUUCCGCCCUCGUCGAAAUUGACGUCGAGGCCGACAUCAGCGUCGACCUCAAGGCCGUUGUCGCCGGUCUGGCCGGCCUCUACCUCGAGAGCGUCAUCGACGCCGUCGUCCUCUUCAACACCAACGUCUUCGGCCACUCCGUCCUCCAGGCUGACGUUGCCGCCCACGUCUCUCUCGGUCUGCUCGGCAACCUCGGCGGCGUCUUCUGCGCCGUCGGCCUCGGCAAGUGCAACUUCGACUGCGUUUCCUAUAGCACCAAGGGCUGCAAGAACUACAUCGACGUCGAUGCCGAGAUUGGCGCCAACCUUGAGGGGCUCGUUGGCCUCUGCAUCCUCCCCAACAUCCUGCUCAUCGUGAACGCCGCCAAGGUUGUCGUCACCGUUGCUGUCGACGGCCUGCUCUGCCUCGUCGGCGGCCUGCUCGGCGGCCUCCUCCGCAUCUUCAACUGCAACUGCUCUUAA
Molecule: messenger RNA, 1062 nt
Organism: Hirsutella rhossiliensis
Lineage: Eukaryota; Fungi; Ascomycota; Sordariomycetes; Hypocreales; Ophiocordycipitaceae
Exons: 1
Coding region: 1-1062 (353 amino acids)
Source: RefSeq, a predicted model, not a curated record